This is a messenger RNA of Didymodactylos carnosus, 408 nucleotides long. NCBI's taxonomy places the organism in Eukaryota, Metazoa, Rotifera, Eurotatoria, Philodinida, Philodinidae. The record is from the annotation of a GenBank genome assembly.
AUGCAAGUAUCCGAAGUUCUUCCAAGUGCUCGGCAGGAUUUAAGAAAAACUGAUAUUUUUAUAUUUACUCUUUUAGAAUAUGGUGCUCGAUUUGUUCAAACAACUGAAUACGCAACUAUUCAUUCUGAAGUGCCAAAUUUAAAAGCGAUAACACCACAAAAAUAUGAACAAGAACGUUCAUCUGAUCAACGAGAAGAUCGAUUGUACGACAGUGUCUGGUCAUUUAGUAGUCUCGAGCAUGAUGAUCUUGGCUGCUAUUCCGAUCCGUUGAAUCCGAAUGGUGAUAUGCAGACAAUGACCAAACUCCCAUGCAUGUUGAAACCCGUUGGAAUUCUUGUGUUAACUAUGCCAGCAUUAACCAGUGGUAGAAUUUCGUUCAACGUUCAUUGUGUCUAUGGUCCUAUUUGA